CCAACACGGUGAACCCGAUUAGAAUGGCGUAAAACUAAAACCUCUCGGCCUCGUCGUCACAGCCCUGGUACUGGAAUAUUGGGGUUUUGGCGCUGGAGCGUCUCCUCUAUCGUCAUCGGCUCUGCUUCGCUAUCUGCUGCGCUGUUUUCAUUCCUUGGUUCUGGUAGACUGGGCUGGACAUGGUUUCAACUUGAACUAGAUAUGCGCCAAAACGUGGAGGCCAAUAAAUGGGAUCAGGAAGCUUUGUGUGGAGUUUAACAAAGAAAUUUGUCACAUUUGGGCUCAUUACUGUCACAGUAACAGAUCGUUAUGUGACCAUUGUUCCAGUUCGUGGUGGCUCGAUGUCUCCCACAUUUAAUCCUAAAGUCAGCUCUUUGGUGGGAAAUAUUUCUGAUGACUAUGUCUUGGUUGAGAAAUUUUGUCUUGGAAAAUAUAAGUUUUCCCGUGGUGAUGUAGUGGUAUUCCGCUCCCCCUUGAAUUACAAGGAGACACACAUAAAGAGAAUUGUUGCAUUACCUGGUGAGUGGUUUGGUGCUCAUCGUAACUAUGAUGUGCUGAAGGUUCCAGAAGGACAUUGUUGGGUUGAGGGAGACAAUGCAGCUUCCAGCCUGGAUUCAAACUCAUUUGGUCCUAUUCCUUUGGGUUUAGUUCGAGGAAGGGUGACCCACGUUGUAUGGCCUCCUCAAAGAAUGGGCGCGGUAAAGAAGACCCCACCGGAAGGAAUUUCUUCUUAAUUGUUGAAUCUCUUGUUGAAUCUCUUGUGCCAAUCCCUGUGGCCUCGUCAGGACAAAACAAAUUUUUGCUCAAAUUAUUUCCUUCUGGACAGAUAAUGAUGUAUAUUUCAUGACGGUACAUUUUUGCUGCCAUUGACUUUGAAGCGAGGAUGGCCCAAAAAAGAGAAAGAAAACUUGUGAGUGAGAUGCAUUUGAUUUUCAGCUCUCUUGUGUAACCUUCACAUGUAGGAACAUAGGUUUGAUUUGUUCCAAUAUUAAUUUUGUAGGAAAUUUCUUGAUUGCAUUUUUACAUAUUUGUUGAAUUA
This is a messenger RNA of Neltuma alba, 1039 nucleotides long. RefSeq names its product mitochondrial inner membrane protease subunit 2. The record is from RefSeq and is a predicted model, not a curated record. The coding region runs from base 228 to 734 and encodes 168 amino acids. Gene Ontology annotation, cellular component: mitochondrial inner membrane peptidase complex; membrane. Gene Ontology annotation, molecular function: serine-type endopeptidase activity. NCBI's taxonomy places the organism in Eukaryota, Viridiplantae, Streptophyta, Magnoliopsida, Fabales, Fabaceae. The transcript has 5 exons.